GGGUUGGCGGGCUCGCAUGGCAUCUCGGUUCCAAUCGCAACUUAACAUCGCAAUAGUAAGAUGCCUUCGUACAGCCAAGAACCGGAAGACCAGUCGCGCUCGGCCAAGAGCCGUGGCAGCCACCUCCGCGUGCACUUCAAGCACUGCCGUGAAGUGUGCCACACGAUCAAGGGCCUCCCGGUCGGUAAGGCCAAGAAGUUCCUCGAAGCCGUCUUGGAGAAGAAGGCCGCCGUGCCCUUCACCAAGUUCACGGGCGGUGUCGGCCGCCACGCCCAGGGCAAGACCCUGAACGCGCCGGGUGACAAGUGCCGCUGGCCCCAGAAGGCGACCAAGAUCAUCCUCGACUUGGUCAAGAACGCCGAGGCCAACGCCGAGCUCAAGGGCCUCGACACGGACAAGCUUUACAUUGCCCACACGCAGGCCAACGCCGCGAUCAAGCAGCGCCGCCGCACGUACCGUGCCCACGGUCGCAUUGGCCCGUACAUGUCGAACCCUGCCCACAUCGAGCUCAUCUUGACGGAGAAGAAGGAGAACGUCGCCAAGGCUGAGGAUGCCGCGCCUGCCAAGAUCUCGCGCAAGCGCAACGCCCAGCUCCGCCUCAAGUCGGGCGGCGGCGUCGCCAACUAAAUCUCAAGGCUCUGUGCUGCGGCUGAGUGUGUCAGGAGGCCGGUAACCUUCUAAUAAACUUGCGAUGACAAAACACGAGGCCCACCGAAAUGUACCUAUUUGCCCUCGUGUUCUCUUCGCGGUCUUGCGUUGCCUCGA
Molecule: messenger RNA, 765 nt
Organism: Saprolegnia parasitica CBS 223.65
Lineage: Eukaryota; Oomycota; Saprolegniomycetes; Saprolegniales; Saprolegniaceae
Product: 50S ribosomal protein L22
Exons: 1
Coding region: 61-627 (188 amino acids)
Biological process (GO): cytoplasmic translation
Cellular component (GO): cytosolic large ribosomal subunit; ribosome
Molecular function (GO): structural constituent of ribosome
Source: RefSeq, a predicted model, not a curated record